This is a messenger RNA of Nannizzia gypsea CBS 118893, 2184 nucleotides long. RefSeq lists its product as hypothetical. The transcript has 5 exons. The record is from RefSeq and is a predicted model, not a curated record. Gene Ontology annotation, molecular function: microtubule binding; GTPase activity; GTP binding. Gene Ontology annotation, cellular component: microtubule; cytoplasm; membrane. NCBI's taxonomy places the organism in Eukaryota, Fungi, Ascomycota, Eurotiomycetes, Onygenales, Arthrodermataceae. Bases 1 to 2184 code for a protein of 727 amino acids.
AUGGGGCAAGGAAUUCGUCACUUCGUUGGGGUCGAGAGCUCGAAGCAAUUGGCCUUCGUGGAUGACCUCUAUAAGCUUGGGGUUAAUACCAACAUCGAGCUUCCCGAGCUUGUCGUGGUUGGCGAUCAAAGCACCGGUAAAAGCUCUGUACUUCAAGCCAUCACGGAGGUCUCAUUUCCCGUUGAUGAAACUAUGUGCACACGGUUUCCCAUAAAGAUCUCGUUCAGGCAGACCCGGGUGAAGAAAACCACCAUCAGGGCUACAAUAUUUCCCGGACCAGUCUCUCAAUUUGACGACGCCCUGACAAGCCGGACGAAGCUGUUUCUUAUGGAAAGAGAAGAACUAAACCCCAAGGCAAUGAAGGAAAUCGUGGAAGAGGCAUCCAGAGCGAUAUUUGGCGAGAAACAAAGCUCGCCAUCCAAGCCUAAUGGACACACGACGUCUUCCUCGCAACUGAUGCUUAGUGAUGCGACUCUGUAUAUUGAGCGAUCUGGCCCAGAUGAGAUGCACUGGACAAUUAUAGAUCUUCCUGGGCUGAUAGAAAAUAGAGGGCAAGGGCAAGAUGGAUCGACUGCUGCUGACAAGCGGCUGCGCCCACGAACUAAUGCCACAAUAGCGGAAGGGCUGGUGCGCACGUACUUGAGCAACGAGAGAAACAUUGUCAUAGUUGUCGCAGACCCGGUCGAUGUUGAGCGACAACGGAUUUUCAGACUGAUCGAAGAGAUACCUGGGCUCCAAGAGCGUUCAAUCGGGGUCCUUACCAAGUGUGACAGGAAACAAGAAACGUCAGAUAAAUGGAUGAUCAAACUUCUACGGAAUGAACUGUCCACAGUUUGCCAUCUCAAGCAUGGUUGGUUUGGGCUCCGAAACAGAACACCAAAAGAGAGCGGUAUCAGCGAUGCCGAGCGUGAUGAGAAGGAAGCAAAGAUGUUUAGUAAGGAAGAAUGGGCAGGGGUGCCACGCGAUAGGACGGGAAUCAAGUCAUUAAUGGCCUAUGUUGACAGAGAGCGUCGGUCGCAGCUUCAAAAGAGCAUCCCUCACAUCCUUCAUGAAAUCCGUGAGAAGCUCCAAGGAUGUGAAGCCGAGCUUGAGAAACUUGGAAAGGAACGGACUACUCCGCUGGCCCAACAACUAUACGUCCAAGGAUUCUGUAAUGACAUGCAGAAAAUGGCCGACGCAGCUUUACGAGGCCGUUAUGAAGACAUCCCAUCGGAUAGCCUUGAAGCAAUGCUGCGCUUCAACGUGCAAAAACACCUUGACAAGUUUUCCAAAGACAUGAGAACAGCAACGAUGGCGUUGCACUUUACCUGCUACCACCAAGAUUUGAUCAACCUUAAACAUGCAAGCUCGGAUCCGACCGUAUGGGAAGCAUUGGUUGAAACAGCUGACGGUCUGUACUCCGAGAUAUGGAAAGAAGCCCAGAUCUGCCAGGCCGGAAGUCUUCCUGGAAGUAUUCAUCCUAACAUUGAGGAAAACAUAUUCCGAAAACAGUCAGCCCAUUGGGAACGUAUUUCGAGGGAGCUUGUUGAGAAAGUCAGAGAUUCUAUCACUGGAUGCUACAACAUCCUUUUGAAGAUAGCCAUUCCAGAGGAAGAAACCCGCAAGGAAGUGAACCGUGCAAUAGAAAAAGACGUGGAAGCUUGGAGCCGACAGAUCGAUGCGGCACUGACGGAACUUGUCAAUGAUAAUCAGAAACUGCGUUUGAGCACGUAUAAUCCCAUAUUCAUGGAGGAGUAUCAAUACGCUGACCGACAGCGAGGCGAAAUACUCCUCCAAGAGCCGGCGGUCCAAGAUGAUACCGACACAGAGAAGACAUCAUCAUCAUCAACCGCUGAAGCUAAAGAUUCUGGAUAUGCCACGCCGAAGAGCGGUGGACCCGGGAGCAUUUCAACGAAACUGAGCAUAAUCCUAUACGUCCGCGCGAGGUUGGAAUCCUACUACCGCAUUGCACUGAAUCGGUUUGUCGACAAUGUGGCAAUGCAGGUUGUCGAGAGGCACGCAUUAGGCCCAAGCUGCCCAAUUCGCACUGUGUCCGCCGGGUUUUUCCUCCAGCUCAGCUGUGGCGAGCUCGAAGCUAUUGCCGGAGAACGCAAUUUCGCGAGGCGCGCAGAGUUGCAGCAAGAGCAGUCUCAAUAUCAAAAGGCUCUGAAAAACUGGAGAGAAUUCAACCAGAACCUGUAUUAA